GUGGAAUUCUUCCAGUUCCACACCGGGUAAGUACAACUUAACCUUUGCUCCCGAACCCCGACUUCCCAACAAACUUCAGGCUGACUUGCAUCUUCCACUACUUGAGCAAUCCGAAGUGCGAGAAUAUGGCAUCAGGAGAAGAGUCCUCGUUCUUCUCUUUCAUUCUGAAACCAGGUUCAUCUCUCCAUCCGACGUUUCUUCUCGCAGUCGACGCUGCAUUUGCACUGCUAUUCUUCGUCUUCCUUUGGUCAGCGUACCUAACGAAAGGCAAUCCGCACUUCUUUGUUCUGAUGGGCAUCCAACUAGCCUUAUGGGCGAGCGUGAAAUGGUUCGUGCAAGAGCUUAAAAAACUUCCUCCUGCAAGUGCGACGACCAGUAUGGAGACGAGUACAGACAAAAAAGAACAAUGAUAUAUCGUAGAGAUACACGACGCAAUGCAAUGCAUGGAAUGUUAUCUCCUCAUCGACGUGCCUUGUCAUUUCCUUCAUGCCAACGUUUCAUCCGUUUUGCGCUUUCCUGGGCCAGUGCAAACACUACAAUAUACCCUUCUCUAAACGAUUGUGCUGUAUCGGAAGAAGGUCCACCUCCUCCUGCAGGGCCAAGGGCUGCAAAAUGCUGCGCUUGGUCAACCACCUCGAGCAACCGCCCUUUGAAGGCCUGAAAACGAUUAUUGGUAAUGUUACACACUCCAGUCAAGCAUGCUCCCUGAAAUUAGCAGCGAGACUCACAUAUCCAUGAUCAUCUUCCCAAA
This is a messenger RNA of Suillus paluster, 751 nucleotides long. RefSeq lists its product as uncharacterized. The record is from RefSeq and is a predicted model, not a curated record. The transcript is spliced from 4 exons. Gene Ontology annotation, cellular component: endoplasmic reticulum membrane. The coding region runs from base 126 to 410 and encodes 94 amino acids. Gene Ontology annotation, biological process: vacuolar proton-transporting V-type ATPase complex assembly. NCBI's taxonomy places the organism in Eukaryota, Fungi, Basidiomycota, Agaricomycetes, Boletales, Suillaceae.